Molecule: messenger RNA, 1373 nt
Organism: Brienomyrus brachyistius
Lineage: Eukaryota; Metazoa; Chordata; Actinopteri; Osteoglossiformes; Mormyridae
Product: pro-adrenomedullin-like
Exons: 4
Coding region: 138-605 (155 amino acids)
Biological process (GO): regulation of systemic arterial blood pressure; adenylate cyclase-activating G protein-coupled receptor signaling pathway; positive regulation of heart rate
Cellular component (GO): extracellular region
Molecular function (GO): hormone activity; adrenomedullin receptor binding
Source: RefSeq, a predicted model, not a curated record
CUAGCAGAGCGGAGCAGCCGCCUCACUCUCUCUCCUCUAUACGGACUCCAUCCAUCCAUCCAUCUACGCAUCCAGGCAGGCUCACCCUCACGAGCGCAAGCCAGAAACAAGCAGCUGCUCGACAGGCUCCAGGCGAGAUGAGACCUCAGACUGUGUUGUUCCUGUUGCUGCUGGUCAGCAUGGUGGCAACGCUGAGCGCCGCCACGCAGAAUCUGGGCUCCAAGAUAAGAAGCAGAUUUAGUGUCUGGUUGAUGAGCAGAAUGAAAAGACAUUCGGGAAAAGUGCUGGUGGAGAGCAAGAGGGAGCAGCCGGAGCUGCUCGUCAGAGCAGAAGACGCCAAAGACACCUUGAAUGUCCAUUCCAGCACCUCUGACUUCAAUGUCCGGGUCAGGAGGUCCAAAGGAACCUCCAACCAGAGCUGGAGGCAGGGCUGUCCCAUCGCGACCUGCACUGUGCACAUACUAGCACACCGACUCAGCGAGCUCAGCAACCAUCAGAAUGCUAACAGCGCCCCCUUGGAGAAGAUCAGCCCAGGGGGCUACGGCCGGAGACGGCGAGCGCUGGCUGGGGGUCGGCGUCAGGGGGCACCAUUCCUGCAGACAUGAAUUACGGAUUGCCAGUGCAGAGCUGAAAAACAACCCAAUUCCACCACUGAGAAUGUGGAGGAUAGGGGGAGGGGGUACGGGAGGGUUAUUUAUCUUGAGGGCUCAUCACCCUGCAGGAGAGUGGGGGGAUUUGCCCAGGGGAGAGGGUGGGCACAAGGGACUACCCCAUAAGGUGUAGAGGAGCAUCAAUGCCAGAGGACUGUGGGACAUCUACUCCCCCCUCCGAGGAAGGAUUGGACAGCAGGACUCUGGGAUGCUGUCUCUCGCCUCAGGGCUCCGCCCACACAUCAUGUGACAGCCUGGACCUCACUGUCACCUGAUAAGAGUCUCCUUGGAAGGACAAGGCAGACCUUAUAUAGAGACUCCAAAAUGUGCAAUGCAUGUUGGUAAGGGAUCCUGGAGUGAAGCGCAGAAAGCGACCUCCAGGACAUUGUUAUACUUGAACUUAAUAUUUCUGUCAAAGAAUGUGCAAUCUGUCUAUGUAUAUAAAUAUAUUUUAUAUAUUGAUCUUUUAUUGUAUAUAAGAUGAAGUAUAUUAAUAAGUCAUUAUUUAUAUGUUUUAUAUAUGUCACUUGUACUCAUGGAGAACUAUUUUUAUACAUGAAAAAUCUAUAAGGGCAUUGUAUCAUUUGAAGUCUUUUGUUUCCUGGAAACAUUGUUUAAACUUGUGGUAAUCCAAAAAUCAUCAUUGUUCUACUCCAUCCUCUGUAUACGUGGUUUAUCAUAGAUGUGCCAGACAUUAAACUUUUGCUGAAUGAUUGACCUGUA